Oikopleura dioica is the source of this 306-nucleotide messenger RNA. The record is from the annotation of a GenBank genome assembly. NCBI's taxonomy places the organism in Eukaryota, Metazoa, Chordata, Appendicularia, Copelata, Oikopleuridae.
AUGUUGUCUCGCGUUGGUGCUCGGCUUUCUACCCGAUCUUUUUCGAAAUACAUCGCGGACAACUAUGGAAAGAACGUUCAUCGUCUCGCAAACCGACCUACUGUUGAAGUUUCCGUUUUUGAAAUCUUUGCCGCUACUGUGGGUACUCUUUUGAUUCUUGGCGAUAUCGUCCGAGACCAGACUAUCCACAGAGAACUUUUCGACGCCAACGGUCAGCCCGAAGAAGUCUGGAAUCAGCGAAUCUGGCUCCGACCACGAGGCUUCCACCAGGAAGGUAACCUCAUGGGCCGAGCACAGAUCUGGUAA